This is a messenger RNA of Setaria italica (foxtail millet), 1563 nucleotides long. RefSeq lists its product as uncharacterized. The record is from RefSeq and is a predicted model, not a curated record. The transcript is spliced from 2 exons. NCBI's taxonomy places the organism in Eukaryota, Viridiplantae, Streptophyta, Magnoliopsida, Poales, Poaceae. The coding region runs from base 219 to 662 and encodes 147 amino acids.
CCACGCCUCACCUGCCACCUUCCUUGCAGUUGCAACUGCAAUUUCCCCUGCAACUGCAAAGCCCUCCUGGCUCUCCCACUCCCAGCAUCUCUACCUCUAUAUAUGCUGGCUGACUUGUCUGUCUUCAACCGAGUGAAGAGUGUCGACAAGGCAACGCAAGAUCCCAACCAAUCCAGCGACAGUUAACUGCCUGCCAAGAACACGAGGCAAGCUCGCCGAUGGAGCAACCGACGGACAUGGAGAAGAAGGACGCGUCGGCCCUCCAGAGGAGCCUCUCCGCCGUCACCUACUGCUGCGGCGCGUGCGGGUACGACCUGCGGCUGCGGUCGUCGGACCGGAACACGGCGGGGAUCGUGGGCGGCGGGUACGGCCGCGCGGCGCGGCGCGGGGUGGUGCCCUUCGACGCCAUCGACGACGCGCGCUUCGGCCACGCCGACGAGUUCCGCUGCGUCGACGUGCGCGCGCGCAGGCUCUUCGUGCGCCGCACCCGACUGCUCUGCCGCAAGUGCGGCGCCAGCCUCGGGUUCGCCUACGACGACCGCGCCGGCGACGCCAGGUCCCCGCGCUACGACAUCAAGAUCCGCGCGCUCCAGCCGCUGGCCUCCGCCGCCGAUGAUGACGGCGGCAGCGCCGACAUGGCCACCUCGCCGCCCGGGCCAUGAUUGAUUCCUUCCCGUCUGCUCGAUGCUGUUGAGUUGAGAAUUGAGAUUCUUGUCUUGCUCCUCCUUUUUCCUGACGCGUUUGCUGCUGUUUUUUACCUGCACAAGUCGCUGUCGCCCGUGUUUCCGUCUGCAGGCCGCUCUCGCUUGCAUCUCAAGAAAUGUACAAAUCGACGCUGACCCCCACUUUUCUUUGUAAUUUUUUUAUAUUCAAAAGAAAAGUGAUUUGAUUUGAGGGAGGUUGGGCACGGCGGCACCACCGCCGCCACCAAGCUCCCCCACCCUCUCCCAGCCACGCCACCACCAGAGCCAGCCGCGGAAGCUCGUGUGGCGGCGGCGAGGCCCUCCUUCCCCUCCUUCCCCACUUAGCCCCAACAUGGUCGUGUCUCCCUCCAUCGGUAGAGGUCGUCGGCGGCGCCAAAGGCUGAAUUCAUCCUCUCGGUUGUCGGAUCUGCCACGCCCCUCGCUAGAUCUGCCUACUACUUGCUAGGAUUGGUCUCCUGUUCGUCAGAGUCACCAUGGUUGCCAUCAGAGGAGCUUCGGCGGGCUGCGCGUGGCGGCCGUGGGCUGCUAGCCCCCCACCCGCUCCGCCCGUCCGGCCACCGCCGCAGGCGCCCACGGGCCGCGUCGGCGGUGGCCUCCUCUUCUCCCCCGGCAAACCCUAGGUCGCCUCCGUCGGCUUGCCUAUCGCCGACCGUCGCCGCUCUUUCUCUCUCUGGCCAGCUCAGUCACUGGAUCCACCGUCUGGGUCCCGAUCUGUGCGUCUUGGGCCAGGACUUGCCGUCCGGGAGUGGUGGCAGUCCCCUGGCCGCCGGUCGCCUCCCGGUGGCCGGCAUGGCGCAAGGUCGCUCCUCCCCCUCUUCAUCGGAUUCGCUGGCCACCAUCUUCCCCGGGCUCCCCUGAC